AUGAUUUAUGAGGCGUACAAGUACUGGGUGUGUUCGCAACUCUUCCCAUAUUACGACAACGGCAGACAUAUCAAGCCUUGUCGACGAUUCUGCCACGAGGUGGAGCAGAAGUGCCCUUACCUCCUACCCAAGGAUAAACCUGUUGCUGGAGAACCUACUUUCCUAUGUGAAGAUCCCGCUAUCGGUGAGCUGGAGAACCAAGAGUCGUCUUACGGCAAGGAUUCGUGUUGUUACAAGUUGUCCACGCAUCCCCCGCCCAUGUGCAGCUUCAACGAGAGCCCAGCGGAGCACCAAACCCCCGUCCUCUGCUCCACUUGCCCCACCACUUCCGGCACCCAUGAGCGCCCAUCUGAUAACCAGUGUCUUUCAGCCAUUGGCGCGGACUCUAGUUUACGUCAGUCUCACUCUAGCACAGCUGCUCCCUCAAGCAGUGGCAGCUGUUCAGUUAUAUCUAGAAAACAUUGUUGGACUCAGGCCGUGCGAGGCGAGCAUGCCUGCACAGUUGUUACCGUUGAACUCAUGUUCCCUUCUGUGCGCCAGUGUACCUCGGUGUCCCUUUCUCUAUACCUUUACACCGCUCCGAUUCAUACAAAAUGGCUUGCACUCUACCUUAAGUUCCGUAGAACAGUUAUGUAG
Messenger RNA from Penaeus chinensis, 636 nucleotides. RefSeq lists its product as uncharacterized. The record is from RefSeq and is a predicted model, not a curated record. Gene Ontology annotation, cellular component: plasma membrane. The transcript has 6 exons. Gene Ontology annotation, biological process: calcium ion import across plasma membrane. The coding region runs from base 1 to 636 and encodes 211 amino acids. Gene Ontology annotation, molecular function: stretch-activated, monoatomic cation-selective, calcium channel activity; protein binding. Lineage: Eukaryota; Metazoa; Arthropoda; Malacostraca; Decapoda; Penaeidae.